AUGAUCGUAAAGGACCUACCAGAAAAAUUCAUCAAACUCCGCGCCCAAGUCCUCUCCAAUUCAUCGUAUCUAGCCGCCCUCCCACCCGCCGAACUAGAAACCCUCGAAAGUCCCGAAUCAAAAUACCUCGUCGGCUGGUCCUGCGGCAAAGAAACCCUCAAAUCAGGCCACUACGACACACACAAGGGCUCCUACUACGUAAACUGCGCCUUCUACCAAGACGCAAGCCUAAAUAACGCCCCGGCCGACAAUUUCCCGGAUUUCCCGCAGUACACGGCGCCGAAUAUCUGGCCUGAUGCGGGGAAAUUGCCCGGGUUUCGCGGUGGGGUGCAGGAGCUUUGCUCGCUGAUUAUCGAUACUGCGGCGCUGGUGGCGCGGGCUUGUGAUCGGUUUGCCGAGAAGGAGAUUGAUGGUUAUGAGGCUGGGUAUUUGCAGCGGGUUGUGAGGGGGAGUUUGACUACUAAGGCGAGAUUGUUGCAUUAUUUUCCUUCUGGAGGAGAGGACGAAGGGUCUAACGGUGACGCUGAUGAUGAUGACUGGUGCGCUACGCAUGUUGAUCACGGGUGCUUAACGGGUCUUACGUCGGCUAUGUUUCUCGAUGAAGAAGCGUCUCCUCCUUCUCUGCCUUCGUUGGCUACGGAUGUUCUUCCUGAAUUGUCGUCGUCGCCGGAUCCAGCGGCGGGAUUGUAUAUUCGUUCGAGAACGGGGCAGAUUGUCAAGGUUAAUAUUCCGAAGGACUGUCUGGCUUUUCAGACCGGGGAGGCGCUGCAGAUAAUUACCAAGGGGAAGUUUCGGGCUGUGCCGCAUUUUGUGAAGGGGGCGAGGACGGGGACGGGGCAGAUUGCGAGGAAUACUUUGGCGGUGUUCACGCAGCCGAAUCUUGGGGAGGAGGUGGAUGAUGGUGUUACUUUUGCUGAGUUUGCGAGGGGCGUUGUGCAGAAGACUUACUAG
Messenger RNA from Penicillium manginii, 951 nucleotides. RefSeq lists its product as uncharacterized. The coding region runs from base 1 to 951 and encodes 316 amino acids. NCBI's taxonomy places the organism in Eukaryota, Fungi, Ascomycota, Eurotiomycetes, Eurotiales, Aspergillaceae. The record is from RefSeq and is a predicted model, not a curated record. The transcript is spliced from 2 exons.